GUGUCUGUCAGGCUGCCCGCUGGGCGGGAUUGGUGGAGGCACCAUCACGCUUGGCAAGUUCUGCCACUGGCAGCUGAACCCCAAGAAAUACCAUUAUGGGACGAUUAUCGCUGACCAGUUCACACUGUGCCUGCAUUGCAAGGGGCAGACAGUUUACCAGCAGGUCCUGUCUGUGGAGAGACCCAGCACACUGCAGGGCUGGAACUGGGGCUACUGCAGCCACUAUGCCUUCUACCAUGGACUGUACUCCCGCACCUGGAUGGUCUACGAGCUGCUGGGGCAAAACGUGGUGCUCACAUGCCACCAGGUCUUUCUGGUCAUCCCCUAUGAUUACAAGGACUCCAGCCUGCCGGUGGGAAUGUUCAUCUGGGAAGUGGAGAACAACAAUGAGGAGCCCGUGGACAUCUCCAUCGUGUUCAGCCUGCAAAAUGCCAUGGGUGCGAAGGAGGACAAGAGCGGGGAGCACUGGAAUGAGCCCUUUGCCCUGCAGGAGGGUGGCAAGCGGGUGGCUGGUGUCCUGCUGCACCACUGCACCCCCAUGAACCCCUUCACGCUUGCUGUGGCUUCCUGGGAGAAGGUGAGGGCCAGCAGUGGGUCCAGGACUGUGCCACUGGCAGGGAUGCUUAUAGUGGCCCUGGGCUGGGGACAGCCCCAGAGCUGGGUGCUGUGUGGGGUUUCUAGUAAGAGGAGCUGUGGGUGAAGCUUGCCAAUUGUUAGUCAAGUAGUCUUGGAGGUGGCAUCAAUGGGCAGCAUGUGGGAAGCAAGUUUAGGGUUGUAGGAUUGUUGGUGGGUCAUUGUCCCCCCACCAAAAGCAUCAGCUCCAGACACAUUCUGGGGGAUCCAAUCGCAUCACCUGCUCCUUUGAGGUGGAAGCAGUUUCCUGAUGCUCUCCUCUCAGGCUGGCACGGUUCUCACUCAUCUCAUUGUGUUCAGUCCCACGGGGUCAGGCCAGGAUGUGUGGCGAGACCUCCUGCAGGAUGGUAAGCUGGAGUCCUCCACCAGUGAGUGCUGUGUUGUGGAGGUCUGAGGGGUGUGUGUGUGUGCACAAGGUGUCAGCCGUACCAAGUGUGAGUUUCCCUUCUCCCAGGGCAUUGGCAUGCCCAUGGGAUGCAUGGUGUCUGCAGGAAGCUCCCCCAGGAGUGGACGAAGAAUCAGUCCCCAUGGAAAGGUCCUUCCUGUCCCUUGUAGGGUGCAGGGAAGAGCAUGGAGGUGCCUUUGAGGCUGUGCAGGACUGCCAGCUGCUCCACGGGGUUAUUGCAGCUGCAGCUCCAUCCUUGCUCUCCACUGUUGAAGGAUUUUUGAAACAGCAAGGAGGCCAUGACUUGCUUCAGCUGAGAAAACCAAGCUACCAGGACGACUACAAGAAGUUCCCAUGACAAUGUUCCCAUAUCGCCCAAUUGAGGAAUUAAAAAAUAUU
Anas platyrhynchos (mallard) is the source of this 1417-nucleotide messenger RNA. RefSeq names its product non-lysosomal glucosylceramidase. NCBI's taxonomy places the organism in Eukaryota, Metazoa, Chordata, Aves, Anseriformes, Anatidae. Gene Ontology annotation, molecular function: beta-glucosidase activity. The record is from RefSeq and is a predicted model, not a curated record. Gene Ontology annotation, biological process: central nervous system development.